ACAUACUUCUCGCUCCACUGCCCCCUGAGCCAGAGCUCGGCAAGCCAUGGCCAUCCCACCGCAGCACAGCAGGGGCAGCAGAGCUAUCACGACGAAGCCUUUCGCUGCUGUGAGAGAAAGGAAGUCCAGGCUGAACUACACUGUCGCGGCCAAGAACCUGGGCAAGCUGGAGCCCAGGCAGCUCGCCCUCCGACUCCGACAGCUCGCGGCGUGCCUCCUCGUCCUCGUCGCUUGCGCAGGCGCGGCCAAGCUCCUCUCCACGCUGCUCUCGCCACGGGUCCCCUGGAUCGAGCCAGGGUCCAGGGCGGCGAGUUCUUGGGACCGCCGUGCUAAUGUGGAUGCAGAUGUACCACAAGGGCAUAGUACCUCUCCGGUUCUUGCAAAAUCCGGCAGUGAUCCAUCAGAAAGUUCACCAGAGUUAGCAACAGUUGCAGAGAUUGAAGUUCCAAAGCCUAAGGGUAGUAUCAGUUGUGAUGAUAAGACAAAAGAUGAAGGCUUCCCCUAUGCAAGGCCAAUUGUCUGCAAGAUGUCCGGCGACGUUCGGAUUGCUCCAGGAAGCUCAUCAGUCAUUCUAACUAUGCCGCUGUAUCAAAGCGCGGAAGGGCGACGCGUUAGGCCAUAUGCUCGCCAUGAUGAUUCAUUGCCGCCUCUUGUGAGAGAAGUGGCCAUUAAAACAGUUGCAAAUGGAAGUGACGCUCCUGAAUGCAGCGUCAGACACGGCGACAUACCGGCAGUGGUCUUCUCGGUCGGCGGCUACACCGGAAACUUCUUCCACGACAUGUCAGACGUGCUGAUCCCACUGUACCUGACUUCAUUCCAGUUCAAAGGGAGGGUGCAGUUCUUCGUCACCGACUACAAGCAGUGGUGGGUCAAGAAGUAUAAACCGAUUCUACAGAGACUGUCGCGCUACGACAUUGUCGAUUUCGACUCGAACGAUGAUGUUCACUGCUUCCACCAUGUGAUCCUUGGACUGGUGAGGGAUAGGGACCUGAUCAUACGCCGGCAUCGUACAAGAAACCCGAAGGGACACUCCAUGGUGGGAUUCAAAAGACUCCUGCGCCGCGCCUACGGUCUCCGAAGGGACAGGCCUCUGGCCCUCGGCGAAAACCCCGGCAAAAAGCCGAGGAUGCUGAUCAUAUCUCGCCGAGGGACACGGAGGCUCCUGAACCUGCACCAGGUGGAGGCUAUGGCGACAUUGGUAGGAUUCGACGUAACGGUCUCCGAGGCCAGGGACAACGGCAUCAAGAGGUUCGCAGAGACGGUGAACUCUUGCGACGUGCUGGUGGCGGUGCACGGUGCUGGCCUGACCAACCAGGUGUUCCUCCCGGCGCGGGCGGUGGUGGUUCAGAUCGUGCCGUGGGGCGGAAUGGAGUGGAUGGCCACCAACUUCUACGGUGAGCCGGCGCGAGGCAUGGGCCUGCGGUACCUCGAGUACCGCAUCACCGGAGAGGAGAACAGCCUAGCCGGGCGAUACCCGAGGGACCAUGCCGUGUUCAGGGACCCCAUGGCCAUCCAUGCACAGGGGUGGAAGGCGCUGGCGGAGGUGGUGAUGACGCAGGACGUGAGCCUCGAUCUUGACAGAUUCAGGCCUACACUCCUACGUGCCCUGGACCUUCUUCAAGAUUAAGUUCAUGUAUCCUUCUUGAUUCUUUUUCUUCCGAGGUAAAUAGAGCGCAUGCAUGCAUGUAUUGGACAGUUUUGUAUAGACUGGAUUACUGUGUUCAUAGUAAUGGAAAUGUUACACGAAAUGGAAUUGAAUAAACCUUUG
This is a messenger RNA of Triticum aestivum (bread wheat), 1768 nucleotides long. RefSeq names its product beta-1,2-xylosyltransferease XAX1-like. NCBI's taxonomy places the organism in Eukaryota, Viridiplantae, Streptophyta, Magnoliopsida, Poales, Poaceae. The coding region runs from base 47 to 1627 and encodes 526 amino acids. The record is from RefSeq and is a predicted model, not a curated record. Gene Ontology annotation, molecular function: glycosyltransferase activity. The transcript has 3 exons.